CGCUAAGCGACAAUCAAAACAAAGAGGCCUGGCAGUCUGUCUGUCUGUUCUGGGCCUGCCUCCCUCCUGCCCUCCCUUCUUUCUCCCCUAUUUACUUGUGUGGUCUGUCUGCCGGCAACACAGAUAAUGGGGCGGCAGGCGCCUCCCAGGAUGGUGACCACAGCAGCAGUGAAUCUCGCCCUCGUGGGCGCCCUCGCCGUCCUCACAGCAGCAGGUACGCAAGCCAUACACAGCACGGCCACAAGUGGCAGCGUCGUGGAGGAAACAAACCCAACGGCCGGCCCGGCUUUGUCUCUCUGGGUGUGUGGUGUCCUGCAGGAGCGUUGCCCAGGAACGUGGUGACGUCUGUGUCGUCUCCUGGUUCUGACUGGUGGCAGCGGCUCAAGGACGGCCCUGUGGACUUCAGCCGGCCUUUGGGCUUCACGCGUUUGGAGGUGCCGGUUCGCUCUUUGGACGGGCUCAAGGGGGGCUGGCCGGGCUGUGUGGUGUCCGACUGGCUGGAGGAGUCGGGCGUCUACUGCAAGCAGAGGAUGGACGACUUCUUCCCCAUGACCUACAGAGCCACCAUCGUCGCCGUUGCGGAGGGCGCAAAAUUCUCAGGUGAGGGAGAGGGCACACACACACACACACACACACACGGACACAGAGAUGGACGGGAGAGUGUGGGAAGAGGAGGCGACACGCUUGUGUGGUCGUGUGGUGGUGUUUGGUGUGUGCAGGUUGGGCCAACUACGAGACAGCCGAGCAGAUCGCUGCGGCCCAGGAUGUCGCCGGCAGCACAUACCCCGAGGAGUUCCUCAUCGUUGACGAGGUGGUCGAGCUCGCCGCACCAGGGGAGAAGAAGCCAAACUACGACCACGUAAGCAACCAACCGCCUCUCACCACCCCUAACGGCCACGGCCAGACACACCCUCUCCUCCCGCAUCGCUUUUGCUCUUGUGUGUUCAGGGGUUCUGGCUGAUCCCAAUUAACCCGACUGGCAAGGAGGGCACCCCCACACUGUUCCCGUCCUACUGGCCCGACAACUGGAUGACGCCCCACAACUUCGAGAAGGGAAAUUUUUACAUGCGCUUUGAGGUCCUCGACCAGCCCAGCGAGUCGCCCGUGGCCUUCCAGCUCUGCAUCUGGCAGGGCGGCCUCUGCACCGACUGCGCCGAGGCUUGCAGCCCCGCAGCACCGAACAGCCUCAUCUACGACAGCGGCAGCGACCAGGACGGUAAGCUGACAUGGGGUACCCGCCAGCAACUCGUCUGUGUGCUGCAUGUGCUCCUCGGUGUGUUCAGAUGGUGAGGUGGCCGUGACUGAGAGCGAGAAGUUCGAGGUCCGCCCCAUGGCUGACGGGAAGAAAGAGGAGGUCGACCUCGAGGGCCCACCACCCCCGGCACACGCACACCAGAACGGCCAGGAGGGCAAGCAGCAGCAGCAGCAGCACCAGCCGCCCAAGGCACAGGAACAGAAGCAGCAGCAGAAUGGCCAGCCCCCCAAGAAGCAAGACGGACAGCCACCCAAGGCCCAGAAGCAGCAGCAGCAGAAGGGUCAGGGUCAGGGUCACGGAGAGGGUCAGGGUCAGCAGCAGCCACCCAAGGCCAAGGAGCAGGCCCAGCAGAAAACGUCACAGCAGCCGGCGGCAACAGCCCAGGCAGUGGCCAUGGCGAAGGCAAAGGAGAAUGGCGAGGCCCCCAAGGCUCAAAAGCAGCAGGAGCAGAAGCCCCCCAAGGCUCAGAAGCAGCAAGACUGGCAGCAGGAUGGUCAGCAGGACUGGCAGCAGGAUGGCCAGCAGCAGGGUCAGCAGGACUGGCAGCAGCCCGCCCCCGCCCCCGCCGCGCCAGCACCUGGACCGGAGCAGCAGCCCCAGCAGGACGGCCAGCAGCAGGACUGGCAGCAACAGGACUGGCAGCAGCCCCCCCAGCAGUGGCCACAGCAAGACGGACAGCCAGAGGAUGGUGCUGGUGCCCCGCCUCCCCUCUCCGAGGUGGCGGGCAUCGUCCAGCAGGCGCCCAACUCUCACAUCGUCACUGGGGUGUCCGUGCCGUCCAAGGAGUUCUGGAACAAGCCCGGCAAGGCGUUCGACUGGGCGGCCGCACCCAAGUCGGUCUUCCGCUUCGAGACCAAGACCUUCGCCUUCGACUCACUUGACGGCCUGACCAAGGGGGAGGGGUGCAUCGUGAGCAACAUCGACGAGGGCGACAUCUUCUGCCCUGAGGAGGUGCUGGACGACUUCCUGCCGAUCACAUACAGGGCGAGCAUUGUGGCUGUGGCGCGGGAUGAGGAGUUCUCUGGGUGGGUCAACUACAUGGACAACAAGACGCUCGCUGCGGCGCGGAACAAGACGGGCAACAGCGGUGAGUUCCUGCUGCUCGACGAGACAGUGGAGGUGCCCAAGGGAAAGACCGACAAGGACUACAUGAAGGUGCAGCACGGUAAGUGACACCAGAGAGAGAGAGAGAGAGAGGGAGGGAUAGAAUGUGCGUCUAUCGGUCGCCUUUCGUCUCCGUGUGUGAUCAGGUUUCUGGUUCCACCACAUCGGUGAGGCGGAGGGCGGCGACGGCACCCCCAAGUACUGGCCUUCCAACUGGACAGCCCCGUACGACUACUUCAACGGCCGGUUCCACAUGCGGUUUGAGGUCCUGGACAUGCCGUCCAAGAAGCCCGUGGCCUUCCAGACCUGCCUGGCCGAGUGCGGUGACCUCGACUGCCCACAGGUCUGCACCGUCGCCCACCACGCCGUGGCCAACAUCGACCGAUGUACGUCUGACAGACUGACAGACUGACUGACAGACAGAGAGACAGACAGACAGAGGGGAGACGUCAUGCCUAUGGUCUCUGUUGUUGUGUGUGUGUGUGGUCAGAUGCAACGGAGCCUGAAGUUGACACGCCAUACGUGGUGAGACACGCUAUCAAUAUGACCACUCAAACGCUCUCAAUGCACCACCCCACCCACCAUCCUCUCUGUCCUGUCCUGCCUUGUCCGCUCUCUCUCUCUCAGGAGGCCCUCAACAAGAUGACGGAUGCCGAGAAGGCCGACGAGCGGUUCCCCAAGAACGCCGUGGUGCUCCCCAUCAAACUCGCCGACUUCGACGCACCAUUCACCCUCUACCCGGAGGCCAUCGACCGGUUCCUCAUCCGGCUGCGCCUCGCCGACCCCGAGGACGAUUCAUUCGGCUGCGCCAUGGCCGCGGCGAGCAGGGGCGGCAUCAGUGCAUGCAGCAACGCCACGCUCUUCAACGAGACCUUCCCCUUGUAUGUGCGGGCCACGGCGGUCGCCAUCGCCGAGGGUGAGGAGUUCUCUGGCUGGAACAAGUACUACGGCAAGGACAACAUGCGCCAGAAGCAGAGCGCUGAGGCGGGCGACAAAGCCACCGAGUUCCUGCUGUUCGACGAGAAGGCCGAGAUCAUCGAGGACGGCAUGAAUCUCGACCAGGGCGCCUUCUUCAUCGACACCAAGGCCUUCCCCACGCCCCAAUUCUGGCCGAAGGACUGGAAGGCCUACAGGGACGGGCAGAUCCUGCUCAAGGUCGAGCUCAUGGCCGAGCCGGAGAACAAGAUCCCAAUGGCCUUUGAGAUGUGCAUCGAGCAGGAGGGCAAGAAAGCCUGCGCACCGUACGGCGAGACCAUCAUCAACUACGGCGAAUGGACCAGCCGUGAGCACCGAGCCUCCCCCCUCUCACACGCACAGAUAGAAACCCAGAGAGAGCGUUCUUUGUGUUGUGUGUUUGUUCAGGCACCAAGAAGGUCGUGCCCCCAGCGGCUCCCGCGUCUCUGCUGUCGGUGCUGCGUGAGGAGGGCAACGCAUUGGGUGCGAGCAAGAUCACCGAGCUGAUCCACGAGGCAGGGCUGGACGGCAUGCUGGCGUCGCUGGGCCACAAGGUAACCUUCUUCGCCCCGUCGGACGAGGCUCUCGCGAAGCUCGACGAGACGACCAUCCAGAUGAUCGCCAAACAGCCCGACGCACUCAAGAGGGUAGGUUGUGCAGACAAACACACACACUCAUAAAUCACACACAUCCAUCCAUCCAUCUGUGGCUGUCCUUCCCCAACACAGUUCCUGUUUUACCACAUCGUGCCGGGCACCCUUGACCUGAGCAAGGCCCUGACAGCCCUGGGCGACUCCUCGGUGCUGGAGCAGCCCUCCCUCAGUGUGGGCACACUGGUGUUCGACAAGUCGCCGGAUGGCUUCCAUGUCAGCCCUGUGGUCACCUCCAGGGAAGGCACCUCGGGCAAGGUCGACCGAGUCCUGGGCAAGGCGGCUGCUGUGGAGGGUGAGCCCCUAAAAGCCGAGAACGGUCUGGUCUACGUUAUCGACACACCCAUGCUGCCGCCGGAGCAGACGGCCGAGCGUGAGCAGAGACACAUGGCAGGGCGUGGCGUGGGUGGAGGACAGGACGGGAUGUGUGUGUGUGUGUGUGUAGGUGAGUGUUCGUUCGGCGCUGACGACUCUUUUGCGGUGUUCGACUGCUUCACUGAGGGCCUGGCGUCUGAGGAGGAGUGUACGGCCAGAGGGUGCUGCUUCGACGCCGAGAAGGAAGUCAAGUGCUUCGCCGCCAAGGGAUCAGGUGCGUACCUACUCGCCUAUACCACACCACACCACACCACACAGUCAAGUACCCAAUGCCUGUCUGUGUGGUUGUGGUAUUGUGUCCAUGCCAUCCAUGUGUGCAGCCAUCCCCCAGAAGCUGGCGUCGUCGCUCACGCCCCUGUCUGCCGCCAUCCUGGAGCAGCCCCGUGUGGCGGCCUUCUCGGCAUUCGAGCUCGCAGAGCUCGAGACCACACCAGCAGCUGAGGAGGAGGUGAGCGCCGUCGCACAGCAGACAGACAGACAGACACACAGACAGACAUGUACCCUCUCUGCGUGUGUGGGUGGUGUCGCCCAUCCAGACUACUGCUGCGCCGGAGGCGACAGACGCGACGAGCGCGCCGCCUCUCGAGGACGAUGACCUGCUGAUUGAGGAUGAGGUCGUCUUCCAGAUCAGAAUGCUCGACUACAACUAUGACGACAUCAUGAAGGCAAGUCUCAACUCUAAACAACUUUCAACCCACUUGCUUCAGCGAUGCUUUUGGUUGGUUUGUUUCUGUGUGUCUCUUUCGUGUGUGUGCAGGGUGGCUUCCCAGCUGUCCGUGCGAUGACCAACCUGGUGCAGAAGGCUGUGGGCGGCGCCAUGGGCGUCGCGCCAGAGGCGAUUGAGAUCAUCAAACUGGCAAGGGGGUCCGUCAUCGCUAUAUUCAGGUACCCUACCCUCACACACCACCCAUCACUCUCCCCCCUCCCCCCCUCACCACCGCACCGUUUCCCUCCCUCUCCCUCUCAGGAUCAAUGACGAGGCCAUCACGUCUCGAUACGGCGAGAUGGAUUCGUUCGUGUCGGCCUACACCGACCAGGUCAAGCGCAGCAGCAGCACCCUCCACAGGCUCCUCAACAUCGACGACAGCUUCCCCCCCACCAUCGCCCUGUCAGAGGUGGAGACCACCGAUCCAGAGGUUGAGGAGCCCUCUGCGGCCGGUGGCGGCGCCCAGCCGCCCCCUAACAAGGUCCGCGGCGCCGAGGAGGUGCAGAUCCCUGAAAGCAAGGAGGAUGCAUCUACCACUGGCGCAUUGCCGGCGUGGUUCUGGGUGGUGAUUGUGCUGGCCUUGGUGCUGGCCGUGGGUGUGGCGGUUGGGGCGUGGCUGCUGCUGAGGCGGCGGAAGGGCGGCAAGGAGGAGCCUGCCCCGGAGCUGCCCACCGCCCAGAGGAUCACCGUCACUACCACACAGGCCGAUGCGACGGACUUGUGAGUGAGUGAGUGGGGGUCCAUCGAUCCAUCUAUCCAUGGAUCCAUGGAUGAGUGAAUGCAUGCAAUGCUGGUUUGCUUUUGAUGGGGCGGGGCGAGGGAGGGUGGGAUGCUAUGCUGGCUAGCUGCGAUUUUCUCGAUUGUACACAGGAAGUUCAUAUCAUGCCCUUAAUUGUCCACCCCCCACCCACCAUUUGUUCUGCCUGCCUGCCUGCAUUUUUCCUCUUAAGACAAGCUAAGCUAGGCCCACACCACACCACACUACACUACACCACACGUGGCCCUCUCUCUCUCUCUGGCUCUUUCUCCUGCCUGCUUCCGUGCAUGCCUGUUUCUUUUGCUGACUGGCUGGCUGGCCGGUUACCGGGCGAAGCUGCAGCCCGGUGGGUGAGUCGGGGUGGGGGGGUUGAGUGAGCGUAACAAGUACCUUAAAGGGACACACGGGAUUGGGGACCGACCGACCAUACACACACAUCGCACUCCUAUCGCAUCGCGUCGCACACUGACUGGCUGGUGUUAUAAGAGCCACCCACGCUAUCUGGUGAAGACCUUUCUCGCUCUUAAUCAUCUCCCACAUGGAUGCACACAUAGCUACUCCGGUAGACCGACCGACAGGCUCAUUUGUCAUUUGCAUAACAAUGCCGCGAUGCCAUCCAUCGACCGGGGGGAGGGAAG
Vitrella brassicaformis is the source of this 6439-nucleotide messenger RNA. The record is from the annotation of a GenBank genome assembly. NCBI's taxonomy places the organism in Eukaryota, Vitrellaceae.